Mus pahari (shrew mouse) is the source of this 639-nucleotide messenger RNA. Its product is annotated as interferon alpha-4-like. The coding region runs from base 40 to 609 and encodes 189 amino acids. The transcript has a single exon. Gene Ontology annotation, molecular function: type I interferon receptor binding; cytokine activity. Lineage: Eukaryota; Metazoa; Chordata; Mammalia; Rodentia; Muridae. The record is from RefSeq and is a predicted model, not a curated record. Gene Ontology annotation, cellular component: extracellular region. Gene Ontology annotation, biological process: cytokine-mediated signaling pathway; adaptive immune response; response to exogenous dsRNA.
ACACAGCCCAGAGAGUGAUCGGCAUCUACAAGACCCACAAUGGCUAGGCUCUGUGCUUUCCUUGUGAUCCUGAUAGUGAUGAGCUACUGGUCAGCGUGUUCUCUAGGAUGUCACCUGCCUCACACUUCUAACCUCAGGAACAAGAGGGCCUUGACACUCCUGGAACAACUGAGAAGACUCCCCCCUCUUUCCUGCCUGAAGGACAGGAAGGACUUUGGAUUCCAUUUGGAGAAUGUGGAUGCCCAACAGGUCCAGAAGGCUCAAGCCAUCCUUGUGCUGAGAGACCUUACCCAGCAGAUCUUGAACCUCUUCACAAGAAAGGACUCAUCUGCUACUUGGAAUGCAACUCUCCUAGACUCCUUCUGCAAUGACCUCCACCAGCAGCUCAACGACCUCAAAGCCUGUGUGAUGCAGGAGGUUGUGGUGCAGGAACCUCCCCUGAUCCAGGAAGACUCCCUGGCUGUGAGAAUAUACUUCCACAGGAUCUCUGUGUACCUGAGAAAGAAGAAACACAGCCCCUGUGCCUGGGAAGUGGUCAGAGCAGAAGUCUGGAGAGCCCUGUCUUCCUCAGCCAAGCUGCUGGCAAGACUGAGUAAGGAGGAGGAGUGAGGCCUGGGACAGAGUGUGGAGAGGACUUUU